Episyrphus balteatus (marmalade hoverfly) is the source of this 9164-nucleotide messenger RNA. It is a transcript of the gene kon, whose product is annotated as chondroitin sulfate proteoglycan 4. Lineage: Eukaryota; Metazoa; Arthropoda; Insecta; Diptera; Syrphidae. The record is from RefSeq and is a predicted model, not a curated record. The transcript is spliced from 13 exons. Bases 1941 to 8984 code for a protein of 2347 amino acids.
AUAUAGAAAGGAUAAUUUUCGAGAAUUAUUCUCUUUCGUAAAUUGAUGCAUAUAUUUUUCUCAGAAAAAUGACAAAAAUAUGUUUCAUGUCGGAAAGUGCUCUUUGUGUUUGCGACUCUCGAUCGGUAGCCCUUAAAGAGGGGAUCUAUUUUUAACAUAAAAACACUUCGGUGUAAAAUUAUUUAUAAUUUUGUUUCCAGUCGUCGUCUCUUUGAUAUAUACAUUAUAUUAUUUGUGAAGAAAAUUCAUCCGCGAAACAAUCUCAAAAGACUGAUCAAAUAGUAUUCAUUGCCGCUUCAUUACCUCCGUUUGUCCGGACAUUAAAUAAAAUUACAUAUGGGCAGUGCGUUAGCUUCUUAUUUUCAUUGACCUGAAUGGUGUACGCUUGUGUUUAUAUUUAAUGUUUUGUGUUAAACAUAUAACAUAUGGUCAACGAUCUAUACAAUAAGGGCUUAAGAAUAGUAUUAAUGACCUCCGCGUUAGUGAAAUAUGACUCGAAAUAAUUUAAACUCUUAGGCUAAAAAAUACAACGAAUUAGAUUAAAAAAUUAUAAACGUCGUUUUAAACCCAUGGAUAGUGAUGCCAUAACCAUAACUUCCAUCGAAGUUGUUGUCGGUAUUUGCCAGGUGACAAUCAGUUCUAGUUGAUUUAUUAAAAAACUGGCCUGAUAUCAAUAAUAAACAUAAUUUGUUUAUGUUUUCAAACCCAUAUUUAUAGGAUUUCACUUCCAAGUUGCUAAAAUGCUUGUUGCAUUUUAAAGUACAAGUUAUGAAUCAUCCUUACUCAUGUCAUUUGUUUAGGUUUAAGUGGGAACUAUAACGCCUGUUCUAAUAAAAUAAAAAAAAAAAAUGAUUCCAACAUAAAGUUAAAAGUUGUUGGUCUUAAGGGAGAAAUACGUUUGGAUUUUUUUAUUUUUGUCUAAAAAAUGCAUUUAUCAACCGAAUAAACUAUUUUCAGUGUUCUUAAAUGAAGCCUCAAAAAAGUCCGUAGAUAGUCCCAAAACCCAUGCGCUCUAAACCUACCACAGUACGAAAACUAUUGACGCAUUUUUCUCGAAACGCGUUUUUUCCGCACCGUGCAACGUAACUCAAAAACUAAUGAAGCUAUGAACUUGAAAUAAAGUGCAAAUUACUCGUUAACUCAUUGGCCAUAGUUUUUACAAGAAAUACUUUUUAUUCACAAUGAGUUUAUAAAAAACAUUGCUUUUUUAUCGUUUUAUGGUUUUAUUAAGGUUCGUGCAAUGCGUACAAAUAUAUUUUAAUGGAUUUUUUAUUAUAAAUAAUUCGAGGCGUCAACUUUAGGGCUGUAGAGCCGUCAUUUUGUUUUUGUUUUUUUUACAUACAUUUUAUCAAUACUUCAAAAUAUCAAUAAAUCAUGCACUUUUCCAAAUUUCAAUAAAUGCUAUCAGUUUUAUUGAAAAAGAUUUCUUCCAGAGGGAUUUCCCCCCUUAAAAGAAAAUAAAUAGGUAAUCUUGCUCUUAAAACAUCAAUCAUACAUAAUAUUACGAAUUACUCUUUAUAAAUAACUUUAACUGGCUAAUAAAAUACAUACAAUAUGUACAAUGCAAUAAAUAAAUGCAAAUUUGUUUAGAGUAGCUGUGUUUUUUUAGUAUUGAUAUCCGUAUGCGCAUUUAGAGUUUAAAUUUAGUAAAAAAACAAAACGCAGCUGCCGAUAAAAGUAGAAGCUUAAUCUAGCUACGGAUACCAAUAAAACAUGUUACAUUGCAGCAUUUUAGGAUUUACGAUCAAUGUACAAGUACAUGUACAUAAUUGUAAUUGCUCCAUUUAAAAAUGAAACUAAUUACUUUUGCCGACUUCCUCCUCCCACAUCCCUGAAACAUUGAAAAAUAAAAACAAAUUUAUAUUUUACUUGUGUAUGUGUGUACAAAUUUACAUUGCCCCCAUAUGUUGUAUAGUGCGUAAGAAAAAGACAAUAUCAUCAUGAACAUCAACAUUGGAAAUCGAUUGAUUACUUGUCUGACUUUAGUCAUUAUAUUGAUUACUAACUCAAUGGAUGCAAUGAAAGUUUCGUUUUAUGGAGAUGGAUACAUCACUAUGCCAUUGCAGGAGGCAAAAAUGUCCACAAACAUUCGCAUAAAAUUCCGGACUCGACAAGAAAAUGCAUUUCUCUUCUUAGCUGAUGGACGAACUGAUUACUGUCUUAUAAGAUUGGAUGGAGGGAUAAUAAAUUUUACAUUUAAAAUUGAUCGUGAUGUGAUACAAUUAAUAUCUCCCAAAAAACACAUAUUGAAUGAUUUGGAGUGGCAUGACAUAGCUAUUCAAAGGUAUGAUAGCAAUAUCACUCUUCAAGUAGAUUCAAGUAUUAUUCGAAAGUCACUCAAAAAUGGACUUUCGGCUUUUAAUGUACAUUAUGGAACGUAUUUGGGAGGUGUUGGUGAAUUCAGAGCCGAGUACGUUAAGGAUGUUAACAAUUUUCGGGGCUGUAUAUCUGAUGUUUUUUACAAUAACAUUAAUAUUAUCAAGCGAGCAAAAGAACGCAUUGGUCACACAACCAGUAUUGGAGUUUCAUGGACAUGCAGUUACGAGUUUGAUGCAGAUGUGAACGAACCUAUAAGCUUUUUAAAUGAUGAUUCAUUUGGAUUAUUGCUUAAGGAGAAAAAUCCUUCUGCGGAGUCAAUCCUAUUUGAUAUUCGGACCAUAGAACCAUCGGGGUUGGUAUUCUUUAACGGAGGUUACGACUAUAUUCUUGUUGAAAUUCAAGAUAGCAUUCUUCAACUAUUUUUCAAUAAAGGAGGAACAGUACUUAAACUAUCUUCUAAUAACACAGUAUCCGAUGGCCAAUGGCAUCAAAUUCAUAUACUUUACGAUGAUGCAGAAAUUGAAUUUUCGGUUGAUAAUGCUACAUUCACGGCAAUGCACCCGAAUGUGACAAACAGCACAAUUCAAUUGGAAAAGAGUUUCUUUAUCGGAGGCGUUCCUGAAAAAAUGCGCAGAAAACUUUUGAGUGAAGGCCUCAAAGUGACCGAUCUUAGCUUAAAAGGUUGUAUGCGUGCUAUUAUGGUAAAUGACUUUCCAAUAGGGUUUCCACAAAUGAGAGCCAGUAACAAAUUGUCGGUGGAUUGUGUUUGGAAGUAUCCGUGUAUUGAAGAGCGCCCAUGUUUAUUAAGUGGUGUAUGCAACCAAUGGAGUGUUGAUGAAUUUAUUUGUUAUUGCGAUCAGGCUUAUUGUAUCAAAGCGGAUUAUCAAGGACCUUUUAAAAUUUUUUCCGAAUCUGGCUCGGAAACAGAACUGCUUAAUAUUUCACCGCUUCAACUUCUAGAAGGAGGGACAAUUUUUAUAACAGCUCUCAAUAUAGAUCUACUCUUUGAAAUUAAAAGACAAGAAGAUAUAGAAAUAAGAUUUAACAUAGUACAACAGCCUAAGUAUGGCACGAUUUUGCAGUUUUCCCCAGAGAAAAAUAACUUUAUUCCAAUAGUAUCAUUCGGCUUAGAUGAUUUAAGUACCGAUAAAUUAAAAUAUGUUCACAACGGAGCAGAGAGCUUUAACGACCAUGCAACAAUUGAUAUGCAGAUUGAGGGGCCAGGACAUAAAGUACCAGAGUACAUAUUAGGAAAACAUCGCUUUCUACUUCAUGCUAAUAUUACGCCUGUUAACGAUCCCCCACAACUACGUAUUCCCAGAAAUAAAAUUUUACGAUUAAUUGAAGGAAUUGAAAAAGUUUUAACUAAUGAUUUAUUCAGUAUUGAAGAUCCAGAUAGUCCAUCAAAUGUCUUGAUUUACUCUAUUUUACCAACAAAAAACUUAAAAGAAAAUGAAGGCCAGUUUGCAGUUGAUGGGAAACCCUCUGAAACUUUUUCACAAACAGAUAUUGAUACAGGAAGUGUGACUUACUUAUAUAAUGCAACUACAACGGAAACAAUUUCAUUCAAUAUUAUGCUUCAAGUAUCAGACGGCGUUGAAACUAGUGACGCUGUUAACUUACCUGUUUCAGUUCAUCCUCUUGAAUUGAGACUUGUAAAUAAUACAGGACUUAUAAUGAUUCAUAAGUCAUUUCUAUUUCUAACUCCUUUCAACCUCUCUAUUGAAACAAACUCCGGGGAGGAUAAUAUUGACAUAAGAUAUGAUAUUGUUAAGAGACCCCAAUAUGGUGCUAUUCAACGUUUACGACAGGUGGAUUCUUCAUGGGUAAAUGUUGAGUGGUUUAGAGAAAGUCAAUUGCUGCUGAGCCAUGUUCGGUAUAUUCAUAAUAUUGGGACACCAUGGCAAGAUGAAUUUAAGUUUGUUGCAUCACAUGGACUCGUUACGACACAAACAUUUGAUUUUCGGAUCACUUUUACCAGUCUUCGUAUAACAUCAAGUAAACAACCUGUAAUAGCAAUAAACGGUUCCAAUGAAUUAAUUUUUAACAAUGAAGUGCUGCUUUUUGAGACUGUGCCUUUGUCAACUUUCCCGAGAAACAUUAUCUACAAAAUAAUCCAACCGACUAAAUAUGGUUCUAUUUUCGUAGAGGGAUCUCGUAAGGUUGCUAAGGAAAUGGACUCGUUCACUCAGCUGGAUGUGGAUAAAAACCGGAUUCGGUAUGCGCUUCAUCGGACCUCCUAUUCUUAUUUUGUUGAUUACCUAGAUUUUAUGGUAUCUGUAAUGGAAUGUGACAACGUUAUUGGAAAGCUCAAAAUUAUUUUUACACCUAAAGAAGAACUGAAGAAAAAGUUGUCAUACCAAACCAAACAGAUUUUACGUCUUCAAGAAGGUGACCGCGCUCUUAUUAAUAAAAACAAUUUUGAAAUAGCAUUUAAUAUCUACGAAAGCCUAAAUUUUUCCAUAUCCAUUCCCCCGCAACAUGGAACUCUUUGUCAUCAAAACACGAACACUUCAAAACUUGUACCAAUGUCUGAUUUCACUCUUGAACAGUUGUUUCUCAACGAAGUUUACUACUGCCACGAUGACACAGAAUCACAAGAAGAUACUUUUAGUUUGCUGAUACUUUCAAACAAAGAUGCAGAUAUGCAAUUUAUUUGUCAAAUUGACGCUCAAAUUAAACUGUCAAAUGACAAUCCACCUUACAGAACUGUCGACAAAACUUUUCAUGUAGUUCGCGGUUCUUUUCGAACCAUUAACCAAGAGGAGUUACAGUAUAUGGAUGCUGAUAUUAAUACCAAUCUGUCAGAUAUUCAUUACAUUCAUGUAUCUAGUACAAAUGGUGAAUUUUAUAAAUCGGGAAUAAAUAUGGAUUGUUUCAGCCAAGAUGACAUAAAUAACAGACGAAUAAUUUUUCAACAUUCUGGACCAGAUAUUGGAACAGCUUCUUUUAUAGUAAGCGAUGGACAAUAUGAAUCCACAGGAAUUCUUGAGAUUCAUGCAUCUGAACCAUUUGUCUCAAUGUUGCCGACAAAUGCCACUACUGUGCAAGAGGGGAAAUUUGUCAUUCUUCGAAAUAGAGAUUUUGUUUUAGAAACCAAUUUGGACAUUAAACUUGAUGGAAUACAUUAUGAAGUUAUAACUCCACCUUCCUAUGGUAUUCUUAUGUAUUUGGGAAGAAGAACAAAUGACUCUGUUCACAUUAAAUUUUCAAACCUAACGUCUUUGAAUAAUUUCACGCAUUUAGAUGUUGAAAGAGAUCGAUUAGUAUACUGGAACACUGAAGUUGCAUCAAUGGAUAAAAUUCGAUAUCGAGUUUUUAUUAAAAACACGUCUGCAGAAGGUGAAGUCAUAUUUCGAGUUUAUCCAUCAGCAUAUUGGGAGAACUUACAAAUAAAAAAAAAUCAAACGCUUUACGUUGAAGAAUCUACCAGUGUAUUACUCUCGAGAGAUAUUCUAGAGGUUUCUCAUCCUAAUAUAUCACCUGGGGAUAUCACAUUUUUGGUAACAACUUCACCCAUCCACGGAUACUUAGAAAUGCAAUCUAUGAGCUUCGAUGACGAGUAUAACUGCAAGGUUUUUGACCAAUCUGCUAUUAAUACAAACAAAAUGUUCUACAUCCAGGCCGGAGUUAAUCAGUCAAGUGAUUAUUUUGUGUUUGAUGUAACCAAUGGAAUAACUUGGUUACGCAACCUUAUGCUUAAAAUUAUUAUCAUUCCGGAGCGACUUUACAUGACAACAAAUGCCGUAAUUGUUGUUGAAGGAAAAACAACUCAAAUUUCUGCAACAGACAUUCAACCAUUUUCGGAAUAUUAUAAAAAUAAAAUAUUAGAAUAUAAGAUAACAGAAAGCCCUUUUUCUGGAUUCGUAAUGGCAGGAAAUUCAAAAGUUAAACGUUUCACACAAAAACAACUCGAAUUAGGCACUAUUCAAUAUGUUCACAAUGGAAAUGAAAACUCCACAGAUUCAAUAACAUUAAUCGCUUUAGCCAGAAGUAAAGAAAGUGUUCCAUUCGUCCUAAAUAUUUCCGUGAUUCCAGUCAAUGACGAAAUUCCUUAUGUAGCCAUUAACACAGGAUUACAGGUAUGGCAUGGCGGAAAAUACACUAUUAAAAGCAGCGAUUUAAUGGCACAGGACUAUGACACUACUCCGGAAAAUUUAACAUUUAUUGUUAACCAUAUUUACGGUGGCUUUUUGGCACUCAAAGAAAAAUUGAAUAUGAAAAUACAUCAAUUUACUCAAGGGCAAGUUAACAACGAGGUUGUUCAAUUCAUCCAUGAUGGCAAUUCCCAGAAAAAUGAAAUUUCAUUCAUAGUCACAGAUGGUGCCUUCAACACUACUGACCAAAUUUUGAAUAUUGCCAUUAAGCCAGUAAUUAUUAUUAAGGAAUAUAAUGUUAAUCUUCAUGUUUUUCCCUUGACAAAGAAGCAAAUCUUACGAGACCAUUUAUCAUUCAAAUGUUCGGAUAUUGAAAGAAAAAUUAAAUACAAUAUAACAAUACAACCAAAUCUUGGGAGGAUUCUUCAUGAGUCAAUUGAAAAUGGUCACACGGCACAAGUGAAUGAAUUCACUCAAGAAGACAUUGAUAAUGGACGAAUUUUUUACGAGCAUACGGCUGUUAUUUUAGAACUCCGUGUGAAUGAUUCAUUUUACUUUGAUAUUAUUGCAGAGGAAUCAGAUCGUCUCUUUAAUCAAAAAUUCAACAUCGAAAUAUCAGUUUCAUCUGGUGGUCUCUUACGAUUUCUACCAGUACCUCAAAUAACAGUUGAUGAAGGUGGAAUAGCGCCGAUAAGAUUGGAUUUUACCAAGAUUUAUGAAUACUUGAAGACAAGAGCAGGAAUAAAUAAUGCAGAAGUAUAUAUUGAGGUGUUGAAAAAACCCAAUCAUGGACAAAUUGGAGUGGGGAAUGAUAUGAAAUCAGAACACCGAAUAAGUACAACAGACUUUUCUAAGAAAAACGUUUUUUACGAACAUGAUCAUACGGAUACAUUAGAAGAUGAAAUAUUCAUGUCAGUAUAUCUGUCUCAAGGAAUUAUAUUUCUUUGCAACCUGUCAAUCCCAGUUACCGUUACUCCCAUAAAUGAUCAACCAUUCAAGCUCAUGACACAUGCACCACAAAUGGUCGUCGUCGAGAGUGAAAACCGAACUAUAACGAAACAAAUGCUGCUGACUGAAGACAAAGAUACUGCCCCGGAAGAUAUUUUCUACGAAGUAACGAGUGGACCAACACUUGGGGUUUUAAAAAAGACCUCCUCUGAUGAGGAAGCUCAAGAACUUAUUGUUCACUCCAAUCAGUUCACACAAGCUGAUAUAAAUAAUAAUCGAAUAACUUAUGUUCAUUUUGGAGCUCCACAGUCCACUACAUUUUGCUUUACAGUAACUGAUGGGCAUUUUGAUCCUGCAUACGAAAUAUUUACAAUCAAAGUUGAUCCUAUAACAAUUCUUCCAACUGAUAAACAAACCCCAGUAUUAGUUCCACAAGGGGGAACAACAGCUACACUGCAAGUAAUCAAUAUAGGCCUAAAAACCAAUGUAAAACAGCACCGUCUUUUAUAUAAUAUUACAAAUUCACCUUUGUAUGGUAUAAUAGUUCUUAAACACCAGCCAACUUUAAGAUUCACCCAAGAUUUUCUAGAAAACUCACAAAUAAGUUACAUGCAGACUGAUUUAAGCAGGUCUAAUGAUACAUUUCAAGUAUACGCCUAUGUCCCAAAUACAAAAUAUGGUGCCGUCGUAGAUGUUAUGGUACUUGUAGAGCCUAUUAUAAAGAUCAAUGAUAUCCUUCUGCAAAAUGAGGAAAGGGUUCGUCUUGAGACAUCCUUAAUUGCAGAUAGUCAAAUUUUGGUAAAAAUGAACAAGUUAAAUGCUAAGUUUUUGAUCACACGCACUCCAAGUUCAGGUCAAAUAAGGAAGAUCAUAAGGAGCUCUGGCGAUUUUGAUAAUCAAAACCAAAGAAGCACCAUUUCAUUUUCAUACAAAGAACUAAGAAGUGGAGUUAUAUACUUUGUUCCUUAUGAAAGAAACAGUAAAAAUUUACGCGAUAUUUUUGAGUAUUCCCUAAUUAUAAAAGCAGUUCAGCCCGCUCAAGGUGUUGUAAAUAUUGAUUAUCAUACCGAAAAAGAAACUACAAAUUUAACCACUGCUGGGAGUGGAAAAUUUUCUCUAAAUUACAUUGGUGUUGUUUACAUUUGCAUCGUUAUUUUCAUAAUAAUUUUAAUAGGCAUACUUGCAUUUAAGCUCCGUUGUCUUAAACAUAAGAAAAUUAAUAUUUGCAAAGAACAUCCUCCCGCUUUACCAUGUCCUCCAGACUUGACAUCAGUAAGUCCCACACAAAAUUAUAACAACUCGGAAAUUGACUCGAUUCCUGUCACGGCUGCUUCGACACCUUUGCCAUGUUUCAGCAACAUACCCCAUUGCAAGGUUAUUCGAGUUGAAAGUUACAAGGUUAGUGGAACCGAUUUUGAUGAAUAUGACAAUGAUUAUGAUCUUAAAGACGAUCAGAGGGAAAUUGAACACAUGGUACCCAAUCAGUAUCAGCACUCAUACCCCGACAAUGAUGCAUGGAGUUCUUCUUGUGAUAUGACCAAUGACUUAGGGUACUCCACAGUUAAAUCACAUCAGCCGUCCAGUAAUCCCCUCUUACGACGAAAUCAAUAUUGGGUGUAGUUUAGUUUGAAUCUUUAAAAUAAGUGUUACUUUGUAUUUGUAAACUUAAUAAUCUUAGUACUCAUUAAGUGUUUUCAAACACUAUGACCGUUUCUUAAACGAACUACACAAAAUUGUAUUAGAAUUGCGUGGGCACUUACCAAAAUAUUAUUCAUUUAAUUUUAGAAGCUGUAGCUUUUU